This is a messenger RNA of Saccostrea cuccullata (small rock oyster), 1077 nucleotides long. RefSeq lists its product as uncharacterized. The transcript is spliced from 6 exons. Bases 40 to 726 code for a protein of 228 amino acids. The record is from RefSeq and is a predicted model, not a curated record. Lineage: Eukaryota; Metazoa; Mollusca; Bivalvia; Ostreida; Ostreidae.
UAUGUUCAUUUUCUGUUGCAGGCUGUUUCGUUACAAGGCAUGUUUAGCUGGAAAUCAGUCGUCAGAGGAGUGAUAAUGUUAUUGAUAACGGGCUCAGUUCACGGGAGGAGUAUUUUUUUCCCUGUGUCGUCAUGUACCGACAUAUCUCUGGCACAAGUUCCAAUAGAGGUGUACCAGAAUUGUUCAGGGAAGAAUCGCGUCUUACACUGUCUGCCUAACGACAAUGAUGACCUAGGACUCUGUUGUUUCUCAAUUACAUGGAUAGAAAAGGGACGAUGUCCUUAUUACAAUAAUUACCAAGGAAAUAUGGAUGAAAGAAAAUGUCCAGGGGAUUCAGACUGCCCAGACAAAUUGUUUAAGUCGCCGUUGUCUCUCAAUUAUAAAGGAUGUUAUAAGAAAGAACAGACAACAACCACCACCACUGUAUAUACGACAACGUCAGAGUCACAAACAACUACAGCCAAAGAGAGAGACAGCAGAACAACGAUUCCGCAAUCAUGUAACUGCUCACGAACAAUGUGCAAUGAAUCGUUGGAGUCAUCAUCAGGUCCAAAUGUGAUUGUUCUUGUAACAGUCUUCAUAUUCAUUUUAGUCGUCAUGUGUGCAGUGUUUGUGUUCGUGGUAAACCGGAAGAAGAAAGAGAAGAAUCCUAAACUGGCAACCUCUAUAAUUUCUAAUGGUGACGUGCGGAGCAAGGAAAAAUCAGAAGAAAUGGCGAUGUUGUAAUGACGCACUCUCAAUUCACCAGGAGCAACUGGAAUGGCUCGCACACCGUGGAUGUUAACAGUGUUCUGCCAUCUUGCUGAUUCAGUCAUGCGGUAUUAUUUUAAUCUUCAAGUGUUAUACAUUGGAAAUCACAUUUAAUUUGUACCACGCCCUAUACUAUGCUUUUACUUGCACAAACUUAUUGUGUAGUUAUAAUGAGGAAGGGUGCUUCUUCCAAAAUUGUGACUUUUAUGUUCCCAGGGCCAGGGGUUCUGGUAUUAGGGUGGACUCGAUUGAUUACACAUGUAUAGUGAAAAUCCAUUAAUUCUUUGAAACUCUUCUUCUCUGAUUCUGGGUUUAAUCAAUAAACAA